AUGACCGUGCUCUGUUUGGCCUUUGUUGCCAUGGUGUGCUCACAAGUGAGCGAUUGCUUCAGGCCACUUGAGAGGGAGGUGGUGCAGAAGAGAACAUUCACCAGAUGGAUGAAUCUACAUCUAGAGAAGUGCAACCCUCGUAUGGAGGUGCGGGAUCUGUUUUGUGAUAUCCAGGAUGGAAAGAUUCUGAUGGCUCUACUUGAAGAACUCUCAGGAUGUAAACUGCUGCAUGGCUUUAAGCCAUCCUCGCAUCGUAUUUUUAGGCUCAAUAACAUCGCCAAGGUAUUGACAUUUCUGGAAGAAAGAAACGUGAAAUUAGUCAGCAUUGAUGCAGCAGAUAUUGCAGAUGGCAAUCCAUCCAUAGUGCUUGGGCUUAUCUGGAACAUCAUACUGUUUUUCCAGAUCAAAGAACUCACGGGGAACAUUAAGAGUCAGUUCCCUUCCUCCUCCAGCCUGUCAUCCAUACCCACCAGCUCUGAUUCAGACACUUCCCACUCCAGCACGCCCUCAGAUGACAGAAAACCCACCAUUGCUCCAAGAGGUCAUGGAAGGGUGAUCAAGACCCUCCUGCAAUGGGUCCAGAGACGUACUAGAAAAUAUGGAGUUGCUGUGCAGGACUUUGGAAAGAGCUGGACAAGUGGUCUGGCUUUCCUUGCUGUGAUUAAGUCGAUUGACAAUAGUUUGGUAGAUAUGAGAAGAGCGCUGCUCCGAACGCCCAGAGAGAACAUUGAGGAAGCCUUCAGAACAGCACACUACAGUCUUGGGAUCCCAAGACUCCUAGAACCUGAAGAACCAUCAUCUGAUGAUUCUUCAUGUUUGGAAAGUGACUCAGGAUACUUUCAGGAUAAUAAGGAAGCCAUGACAGCUCAACCUGAAAAUGAGAGUCUACUCACUUCCACUGUUGAUGAAGAAGUGAGUGGAGUUCUGGAAUCUGAAGCUUUUCAGGACAAUGUUGAGUAUUCCAAUACAGAAGCCAUGCAGAGGGACACUCUCGAUUUGAGGGAUGGACCUGAGGAGAAGCCUUUCAUAUUUGAGGAUCACAGUGAGCCUGAAUGUCCAGUUCUGCAGUACAAGAGGGUUUCUAUAUCAGGAAGUGAGGAGGAUAUUAAACUGUGUGCUGAUCAUGCUGAAGAACCAACAGAGGAACCAGGCAAAAACCUUCCAAAUGGUCAUUCUGAAACCAACGAGAAUAGUGACCUCCGUGAUAGGGAACAAGAAGCUGUCUUGGAAAGUGAGGUGAAGGAUGUGGUAUUUGAGGAGCCAGAAGAACCUAUCUCAGAUUGGAGCCAAACAGAAGUUGAGAUUCCUGAUGAAGAUCAAGUGUGUUAUAUGUGUGGAGGUCCUGUGGCAAAAAGCUCAGCUGAAUCAAGCGAACAGGGUGACGAUUGUCUGUCCCAUUUAAACUCAACUGAGAAGGAUUGUAAUUCAGACUUGAGACAUUUCAGUGAAUCAGAAGGAAACUUUGAGGACAAUCCAAGGGAAAAGAACAAUGAAUUAAACGGAACUGUAUGUGAUCUCAAGAAUGAGCCAAGAGAGAGUAAAGGUAUUCAUGAAGAUCUGCUUAUUAUAGGAAAGAGCCCCUUGGAAAAUGGGUCAGAUGGCAUAAGGAGGACAGAGUUCUCUCACAAUACAAACAGUGAAAGCCAAGCUCAGGUUUCAGACAAUAUGGAGCCUAGAGGGGUCAAGGAUAACAGACCUGUAUCAGUAGUGGACUCCCACUAUGAUGUUCUGAAUUCCGUCACUGAGACCUUUGUGGAGCCUCUUUCUGACACCAGCAUCCAUGAUGGAGAAAACGACUCUACACUGUCCCAAAGCCUGCACAGACUGCAUCCAGAAGUGUCCAGCACUGAACUACCAAUUGAAGAGGAGACCACCUUUGAGGACUCAAAGUUUGUUAUUGGUGUCCGUGGGUACCCUGAAAGACGUCCUGCAGAGCUACGCCUGUCCCUCAGCAUGACUCCGCUUCAGCCGGCACCUCCUAAGCGUUCACUUACUGAAUCGGAUACAGACACUGAAGACACAUCAGAGGACCACGGCAAGGGAUUUAAGUCGAGAAAGGACAGAGCGGGAUCCAUGCAUAUCCAGGAGCAAAGCCCGUUUGACAGGCACCCGGGAGAAUGGGGCGCGGUGGAGCCUGAUUCACCCGCUGAGCAUUGUGAGCUCAUUAAGACAGAUGACAACCUGACCAUCAGCGCUGGUGCCAGAGAAAACACUGGGGCUAUGAGGGAAGGAGCUGUGACGGAUGCAAGCCAACCUUUGACUACUAUACACUUGAGAAAGGUCAUUGACAUCACUGAAUCAAAGGGACAAAAUGGGAAGGCCUUAGACCGCAGCAAAGUGGACAGUACCAUCAUAAAUAAAAGGUAACUAAAACUAUAUAUUCAUACUGAAUAUCUUCAAGACGGAUUUAGAUAAA
Sinocyclocheilus grahami is the source of this 2416-nucleotide messenger RNA. RefSeq lists its product as uncharacterized. Gene Ontology annotation, cellular component: nuclear outer membrane; cytoplasm; meiotic nuclear membrane microtubule tethering complex. The transcript has 11 exons. NCBI's taxonomy places the organism in Eukaryota, Metazoa, Chordata, Actinopteri, Cypriniformes, Cyprinidae. Gene Ontology annotation, molecular function: actin filament binding. Gene Ontology annotation, biological process: nuclear migration. The record is from RefSeq and is a predicted model, not a curated record. Bases 1 to 2367 code for a protein of 788 amino acids.